AUGUUUUCCCAAUGGACUUGCUUAUGGAAACCCUCCAAACCCACCAAGGAGAGCCGACGUGCCCGGAAGAAGAAAGUCGAGGAGCUCACCCCAGAUGAAUACCGCGCGAGAGAUACCGUCAGAUUGGCUCGAUUCCAGGUCACAGGCAAGAAAUAUGCCGAUGCCACAAUUAUUGCCAUCAAUCGUGUUCAGCGUUUCUGGGAUCGACACUGUUCAUUUAUGGGGGUCGACGCCCGCUCUCACCUUUCCGCAUGUGUGGACGAGAACUUCCGAGUCUAUGCCGAUUGGAGAUUGAAAAACUUCAACAUCACCAAACAGAGUACGAUUUGGGUUGAAUGGAAAUUCCUUCGACUGCUCUUUAAGAGGGAGACAGGUCGAAAGGUGGAUGAGUUGGUGGGCGAAUUAAUCAGCGAGUUCAUCCUGGGUCCUUUGACCGAUGAGUACGAUUUGGACCUGUCGAUUGAUUACAAACCGGUGGUGAGUGUGGAAGACCUUGUGGCCAUUCUCCACUACCACUGGUGUCUGGAUACAGCAUCCGUUACCCAUGAACGAUAUACCGUGCAGAAUCCACUGCUCAUGUUGUUUAUCGCCUACACCUCAACGCGGCCCGGAGCACUCAUCGAGAGUGGUUGUCUCCGCGGUUCCAAUGAUGCCCUCUGCUAUAAGGAUAUUGUGCUGCGUGUGAUUCCCAAUCCAGAUCAGCCGGACCGGCAUGUACUUGUGAUGGAAGUAUCUCUUAUGUUCAUGAAGGGGAAGCGGAACAAGUCACAACCGACAACCUAUAUUUUCCACGAACGAGACGACAAUCUCGCGCUUUGUCCUGUCUCCCACUUCCUUGCCCUGGCGCUGGCUGAUGAUGCAUUCGACGCAAGAGGCAUCAACUCGGUUGAAGAUGUGCUCCGCAUUCGGGUUAUGGCGCCCCGUAACAGCCUGCAUCUAAAAUGGAAACCCCACAUGCUCAAUAUCCCCGUGUUCCGUCGAGCCGUACACACCGCAGAGGGGAUUCGGAUCUCUCCAGAUAAAGCUCUGCCCUAUGACACAUUCAACCAGUAUCUCCAACGCCUGGGACGCAAUGCAGGAUUCGAGCACAAGUUGACACCGUAUUGUAUCAGGCGAGGAACCGCCAACGCGGUUGACACUAUUGCAACUACCAGUGAGCGUAACCAAGUCAUGGGCCAUUCCCGAGCGGAUAUCUUCGAACGCUACUAUAUAUCAGUAAAAGUCAAGCGGGAUGUGCAGUCCGCCUACCUUGGCUGCCCUGCCCGAGAGUCCAUCAUCCAGGCUGUUGGAAGGUUCAGCCUCACACGCGAUCCUCGUGCUCCGAAGGAACUUAGCAAUGAGCAGAAGGAGGCAAUCGAGCGGGAUCCCCAGCUCGUCAAGCUGUGUGACCGGCAGCGUUCUUUGCGUAAACUUAUCGAGAGAAAGCACGGUUCGGUUCCAAAAUCCAAAGGCACAGCGCUGCAUCGCGAGUACACAGAGCUUGGGGAUACCAUCAGGGCCGAGAAACAAACCCUCCACCGCGAGGCGUUUGAGGAUAUGAGGCAGGAGUUCUUCGCAACCAUCGACACGGUCGAGAUCGAGAGGCAACUUCUAGGAUUGUCUAUUAGCGAGGAGCUCAAGAUGGACGAUGAGGACAAGGUCCAAUUUGUAUUCGAGGAGCGAGCGCGGCUCGCUCGGAAUCUCUUCCGCUCGUCAGACUGUCGAACCGAAGACCAGCACGAGCUUUAUAUCCGCCGAGUGCAAACAAGCCAGGAUUGGGUUUCACUCUGCAGCCUACGCGAGGGGCCGCGCAAGCGGAGAGUCUCAUCUGCCGAAUCUGGAGUCGAUAUUACGUUCGACGGCAUCAUUGACGCGGACACCUUUCCCAUCUCAUGUCCGGGUACUCAGUGUCUCUUCUGUCUCGGAGAUAGCCAGCUGCCACACUCCGCGCGGAUUUACUCCUUUUCACGACCCGACCACCUUCGAAGACAUGUCCAAAAUUGCCACCUCCCCUACCUUGACCCCGACACUCUGCUCUGGUGCCCUCACCCGUCGUGCCCGGAUGCGCUGGAUGGCGUUGAAGAAUUUCAGGGGCACGCGCUCAUAGUCCACAACGUUUGA
Histoplasma mississippiense is the source of this 2100-nucleotide messenger RNA. RefSeq lists its product with no specific name. Gene Ontology annotation, molecular function: DNA binding. The transcript has 6 exons. The record is from RefSeq and is a predicted model, not a curated record. Gene Ontology annotation, biological process: DNA recombination; DNA integration. NCBI's taxonomy places the organism in Eukaryota, Fungi, Ascomycota, Eurotiomycetes, Onygenales, Ajellomycetaceae. The coding region runs from base 1 to 2100 and encodes 699 amino acids.